UCUCCACCUAAGACAAGAGGUGGGGAGACAUUGGUCACAGCUGUCGCAUCCCACAGCUCCUCAGACCCUGGCCUUCCCCAGGACAUCAUCCCAGAGGGAGCCUGAAACUUGCAAGCAGCCAACAUGGUGUGUGGUGGAUUCACCUGCUCCAAGAACUCCUUAUGUGUCCUCAACCUGCUGUAUAUUAUGGUCAGCCUCCUGCUGAUCGGCAUCGCCGCCUGGGGCAUCGGAUUCGGUCUCAUCUCCAGCCUGCGAGUGGUCGGAGUCGCCGUCGCGGUCGGGAUCCUCCUGUUCAUCAUUGCCCUCGUAGGGUUAAUUGGAGCCAUUAAACAUCACCAGGUGUUACUGUUCUUUUACAUGAUCAUCCUCUUCUUGGUGUUUGUCGUCCAGUUUUCCGUGUCUUGCGCUUCUCUGGCAUUAAACCACGAGCAGCAGAACCAGCUCCUGGAGAUUGGGUGGAACCACACAGCGACCGCGAGGUCCGAAAUCGAGAAAAACUUAAACUGCUGCGGAUUUCACUACUUUUCUGUGGACGAGCUUUGUGACGCGGCUUGUUAUCCGUCCCAUAACUGCACAACAUGCGGCUCCAUCAUCGAGAAGCACGCGGAGGAUGUGCUGAAAGUGGUGGGAGGGAUCGGCUUCUUCUUCAGCUUUACCGAGAUCCUUGGCGUUUGGUUGACUUACAGAUACAGAAACCAGAAAGAUCCGCGGGCCAACCCCAGCGCGUUUCUUUGAUUGAACUCCCUUGAAGACUUUCUUUCUUGUCACCCCGACUUUAUAGCUCCUCUGAUUGCUGUGGUUGAUUUUGUUUGAAGGACUCAACGUCAACCUUUUUUUCAUUUUUUAUUUUUUAUUUUUUCUAUCCCCUCGCCCUCUACCACGAUUUUCAAGUCGAAAAUUUAGAAGAAGAAAUAAAACUUAAAGCAAAAACUCCAAUAAAGCCUGGGUAUCCAUGGAAACACAUCAAAAAGAAAACAAAAACUUCCAAAAACUGCAGUAGAUUUUAAAUACCAUAUGCAGUUUAUAUAGUUAUAUCUGUUUAAUUGAAGAUCACCCCCCCCCCCCUAUUUGCUUGCGGAAUCGGUUGGUUGAUGGGGGAGGGGUUGUUGUUGCCACACCUUUUUGAAUUUUUGCUAUUCAGGGGCGGGGUUCUCAUUUUCUUCAACUUUCUAAGCUCUUGGUAGAAAUAUUUCUUGAUGGUAACUUACAUUUCGAAGUAAAGGAUCCUGCAAGUACUUGUGAUGGAGCCAGCACCGUAGAGGGUUCUGAAUUGUGUUAUUUAGGUGUUGUGGCCCUAAAUCCACAGCAAUAACCGCACACGCACAGAGUAACAUUACCUGUACAGAUUCCAUUUUAUUACUCUUAUUCUAAGCACUCCGUGAUAAGUGUAUUCUAGUAAGUGUCUGAGUGCCGGCUGCCUAGAAAACCGUAGACUUCCUGUCUGGGUGACCACGUGUCCACUGGUGGUCACAGGAGAUUGUUUUUCAUCCCUCCCAGGGACACCACUUUAGAGACUGUAGUCUCUAACAAAGCAUAAGAUUGGAUAGGCAGUUGGAUCAUUUCAGUGGCUCCUGUUUGUAAAUAUGGAAAGAAAAUUAACUAAGAAAACUUGGUAAAUUUGGCCACAAAUUUUUUUUAAUUUUUUUUAUUUAUUUUUGGAGAGAUACUGGAAGAGGAUCUCACUCACAGGAUAUCUGAGGACAGUUGACCAACAGCAUCAUCACUGGAUUUUAUGGGACAUUUUUGUUUUUGCUACUAAGUAAUUGUGCUCAUGAUAUUUUUGCUUAGAAAAUUUGCAUAAGAAAAAUUGACACAAUUUCAACUGACACAAGGGGUUAUGGCUCAUGGGUUCUGACUCCCAGGUUUGUGGGACCACUGGGUUUGUAUAUGUAUCCACCCCAGCUUAAAUGGAUACACUGUGUUAUACCUUAAAGGGGUGGAGCUUAUAAAGUAAGUGAAAAUCGGCCAUGUUCCGCCCCUUAGGAGUGUACGAAAGCUGAAAAGUGUUUUUAUACUACAGCCCCGCCCAUGAGGAUCAUUUCUAAACCUAAUAUCUCUAAAUAGGCAACUGGUGAGUCUCCAACCCCCCCCCCC
Molecule: messenger RNA, 2094 nt
Organism: Bufo gargarizans (Asiatic toad)
Lineage: Eukaryota; Metazoa; Chordata; Amphibia; Anura; Bufonidae
Gene: TSPAN13
Product: tetraspanin 13
Exons: 6
Coding region: 124-735 (203 amino acids)
Cellular component (GO): membrane
Source: RefSeq, a predicted model, not a curated record